Messenger RNA from Folsomia candida, 1489 nucleotides. RefSeq names its product probable RNA-binding protein 23. Gene Ontology annotation, cellular component: nucleus. Gene Ontology annotation, molecular function: protein binding; RNA binding. Gene Ontology annotation, biological process: mRNA processing. The record is from RefSeq and is a predicted model, not a curated record. The transcript is spliced from 6 exons. NCBI's taxonomy places the organism in Eukaryota, Metazoa, Arthropoda, Collembola, Entomobryomorpha, Isotomidae. Bases 58 to 1458 code for a protein of 466 amino acids.
UCCGGAUCGCAGCAACUAUAAAUUUUUUAAAUUUGGCAAUUCAAAUAUUUGGCAAAAAUGCAAAUCUUCGUUAAGACCCUCAUGGGCAAAACUGUGACCCUUGAGGUCGAAUCAAGAGAUACAAUUGAAAAUGUCAAGACAAAAAUCCAGGACAAAGUAGCGACCCGCCCAGACCAACAGCGAUUGAUCUUUGCCGGUAAACAAUUGGAAGAGGGAAGGACACUUUCUGAUUACGAAAUUAAAAAAGAGUCGACCCUUGAUGUUAUUCUUCUUCUUGGUGGAGGCGGAAAGAUUGUCUACAUCACAAACUAUGUAGAUCGCCGGGGACGAUCAUCCUCUGCCUCAUCCUCCUCUCCUGAACGGCGAAGAAGUUCCGACAAAGGAAAGUCCUCUAAAAAAUCUUCUCGUCGUUCCCCGUCUCAAUCAUCCCGUCGUCGGAGCUCCUCCCGCGAGAAGAAGUCACACCGAUCGGACCGCAACCGCUCAAAGGAUCGUUCCUCUGGUCGAGCAUCCUCUAAAUCUCCUCCCAGUCGAAAUCGGUCACGUUCUCCAACUUCGCGUUCUUCCCGCCGGGUUCGAUCUAGGUCUGAAUCUCCAGCCCGAGGGCGUGGAUCCCGUCAAGGUGGUCGUUCCCGAUCGAGAUCGCCAGGAUCCCCCCUUCGCCUCCGGGAUAACGAGCCGCUCACUCCAGAAGAGCGCGAUGCUCGGACCGUGUUUUGCAUGCAGUUGAGUCAACGGGUGCGAGCGAGAGAUUUAGAGGAUUUUUUCUCCUCGGUAGGAAAGGUUCGAGACGUAAGGAUGAUAACGAGUAAUAAGACGAGGCGAUUUAAAGGGAUUGCUUAUGUGGAGUUUAAGGAUAUCAGUUCUGUCGCUUUGGCUUUAGGUCUGGGAGGGAAGAAGCUGCUGGACAUCCCAAUAAUCGUAAAACCUUCGCAGGCCGAGAAGAAACGCCUGGGUCAGGUGGCGGAAGCUGCACCCGCUCAAUCCCAUGAUCCCAUGAAGCUGUACGUCGGAUCGCUUCACUUUAACAUCACAGAGGAAAUGUUACGAGGGAUUUUCGAACCUUCCGGACGAAUCAAAGAAAUUUCUCUUAUGAAAGAUCACAAGACAGGAAGGUCAAAGGGGUUUGGAUUCAUUACAUUCCACAAAGCAGAAGAUGCAAAGAGAUCGUUGGAGCAUUUGGACGGUUAUCGGGUCGCGGGACGUCCAAUAAGGGUUACCUACUGGGAAAAUAAGGCCGAAACAGGCCACCACCGAUCCUCACUACCACGUCGCAAUCCUCGCCCCGCUCUACUCCCGACGCCUGCCCAACCUUCAGCUCGGCAACAACGGGCGACUCCAUGCACGGAGGAAGUGGUUCACCUCCAUGUUCCCCCUAACCCCGCACAAAUUCAAAUGGACCGAGAUAUGCUUAUCGCUCAUCAGUUGGAUUUAGUUUCCAAAUAUUUCAAUCGUUGACGACGAAAUAAAAUAAAAUCAAAAAUGCAAU